Molecule: messenger RNA, 3131 nt
Organism: Leucoraja erinaceus (little skate)
Lineage: Eukaryota; Metazoa; Chordata; Chondrichthyes; Rajiformes; Rajidae
Gene: lcor
Product: ligand dependent nuclear receptor corepressor
Exons: 6
Coding region: 191-1657 (488 amino acids)
Biological process (GO): regulation of transcription by RNA polymerase II
Cellular component (GO): nucleus
Molecular function (GO): DNA binding
Source: RefSeq, a predicted model, not a curated record
CUGCAAGCAAGGAGGCAGCGGAUUGGCUGUGAGCGGGCGGGCGGGCCGUCGGUCGGGCGCCCCCACUGGCGGCGCGGGGUGGUGCAGCGGGCCGUGGACACACGACAGUCAGUGAAGGUCUUUAUUCUGUGUGCAACCCAAGCAGAGCACACGUUCGCGAGUACAAGAGAAGUGGUGCAAGAGAAAAUAAAUGGAACAUUUAUUUGCUCUUGAACAACCAAAAUUAGAAGUUGGAGCUGAGACAUCGUCGAGACGGGAACCACCCAAAAUUAACCCCUUAGAGCAACAAGCAGAAGCAUUUCUCAAUGCUGUACUUCAGAAGAAAGAUAAUCCAUGGGUUGUGGACCCCACCAUUACAUUUGUAGUUCGUGAGAUUAUGCAUCAAAUGAUCAGGGAGUUUGCCGCUGAAUAUACCUCAAAAACUAGCACUUCUCAGGACUCUAUUGUACUCUCCAGCACCAAGGACCAAAGUACAUCCAAAACGCCUGUUCUCGGUGCAUGUGCUCUAAACCCUGUUUUAAGUGAGCUUCUUAUGGCUGACCAAGAUAGACCAUUGGAUCUCACCGUAAGAAAGUCUAACUCUGAAUCAGACAGUCAAGAUGGAGUGCUUGAUCUGUCUACCAAGAAGAGCUCUUGUGCUGGCACUGUUUCUGAAACCAAGUUUGUUGAUUGUUCCUCUUCUGCUGUUUUAGCCAAAGGGCGUCCUGGGAAAACCGGACAACAGCAAUGGGACAGCGAAUCGCAAAGUGUUGAAGGAGUACUUCCAAAGUCGUUACGAAGCUUUCAGGCCGUGACACAGGACGGUUAUGGAUCUUCUGUUAUUCUCAAAAUACCAGUGACUCGAUCAGCCCACAAGGGUGAGGAACCUAUCAACAGGAACGAGGCAUCUCCCACAUCCAAUUUAGGGCCAACUUCUCAGCACCGUGGGCAGCACUUAGUUCUAGCCAGAGAGGCCCCCUGGGCCAAACCACAUUAUGAGUUCAAUCUGGAACAUGCCAGCUUCAGGGGAAAUGAUACACGUGCCGAUACCAAGAAACUUUCUUCGCACUCAUUUACAUUUCAGAGGGGAUCAGUUCAGACAAAAAAUGAUGCAAAAAAAGACCAGGGCCAUUUUGCUUCUGUAGAUUUGAAGAUACCACAGGUGCGAGGCAUGGAUCUCACUUGUGGAACCAAUGCCACAAAUCAUCACACGUGUAGCUCUUUGCUCCUGAAUUCACAGAUUGAAAGCGCACUUCAUAGGAAACUCAGAGUGAUCCUCCCAAAGCAAAAUCUGUGGCACAGGAAAGGGGUGGUGAAUCUGAUCGAUGGAGGGCACGAUUCCUGGGACUCAUUUGUGGAUCAGCCAACCUCCAGUAAGCAUCAGGGCACAUCUGAGCAAGAGGGUGACUCAAAGCAGCCCAGAAAGAAACGAGGACGCUAUCGACAAUAUAACAAUGAGAUUCUGGAAGAAGCGAUCACUGUGGUAAUGAAUGGGAAGAUGAGUGUCUCAAAAGCCCAAAGUACUUAUGGAAUCCCACACAGUACCCUGGAGUAUAAAGUGAAAGAGCGACUUGGUACUUUGAAAAACCCACCGAAGAAGAAACUGAAACUCGGCACUGAGCCCCAAGAGGCGGAUGACGGGCUAGAACAGAGUCUUAGCAAUUCUAAAGCUGAGUAGGGUUUUGUGUUGGUGCUAAUACCUUUUUGGUCUGGGUGAGCAUUAGCAUAACAACAAUUUAAAAAGACACCAUGGACACCAUGGUAGGGAUGAAAUUGGGGUGGGGGGAGCUUCUGCUAUUGAGAGAAGCUAGAAAUCUGAAGUUUAAAAAAAGGGAAAGCUGGAAUAAGUUGUGAUGAAAGAACAUCAAGCCGAAAUAUUACCCCUUUGUGAAUGCUGGGUAUUAACGAUUUCUAUUUUAUUUAGAGCAGUAUUAUGGUCCAGUAAAUAGCAAGGAUUGAAAUAUAAUAUUUUCCUGAAUUCAAUUUGUGCAUCUUUUUGCACAAAGAUGUAUGAACUGUAAGUGAAAUAGAUUUUGGAAUCGCCUAGAAAGUAUCAGUGCAAAGGUCAACGGCGCUUGCAAUAGGAUCGCCACACGUAUGUAGCUUUCUAUGAAAUUGAGUUGAUAAAUUGAACGUCGGUAACCUACAAGGCAGGGCAGGCACUUUUCAUUAUAUAAGUGUUUUCUGUUCUACAUCAGGACAAGAAAUGCAACUGACUUGAAACGGAUUAAGUUUACAUUCUGGGCAUUUCUAUCCAAGCAAAGAAACGAGAAUAUUUUUUUAACAAACAAUUUUCUGCCCGUUUAAAUUACAUUUCGGAAUUUGGUAUAUUAAACCAGUCAGUGUUUUGAAUUUUUAGAAAAUGGGAAAAUAGAUUUACACUUUAAUUUGUUUAGAGUCUGAUGCAGAAACACAUAUGAAAAUGGCUCUUUGCGUUAUUGGUAGUUUUGAACAAGCGUCGAGAUUUAUUUCGUAGUGGAUCAGAAAUAUCCAAGACUAGGCAAGUACAUGGUUCUCGGCACUCAAAAUGUAACAUAAAUAAAAGAAAGAAUAUAGGUCAGUAAUUUCAUCGUUUGCCUGUUUGAUCUCCAACCUCCUGUUCGUGCGAAAUUUAACUGGAAAUAUAGCGAGGCAGCAGCGUGCUGAGAAUAAAUAUCACUGGCACCGAUUAUUGAGCUAAUUGUAUAUAUUUAUUGAGUAACAUCAAUUCCUGUUUCUCUGUCCCCGCCGUUUUUAACUAAAAUGAAACAGGCACAUGCGGCAGCUUCUAACCUUGCUCACAGCGGCGGAUUGACGGCUGCUGUAACCAGUCGGGGAGUUGCACUCUGUGCUGAACCAAUCGGGGCCACGGCAGGCGGGAUGUCUCGGGUCCCUUUCACCAAGGCUUGUGGACUCCUGGGAUGUUACUGUAGUUGUGCCUUUUUUUGGGGGGAAAAUGUCUUUUGAUCAAUUUCCCUAAAUGGAGUUCAAAGGCAAUGGAGUCAUUGUGAACUGGAAAUCGUCUGUAUGAACUGUAAUGGGUUGUCAUGGAAACUAUGACCAAGACUUUAAAGAGAUCAGGUCAGGGGCAAUAUAUCUCAUUUGUGAAACAAAUUGGUUGCGCUACAGCACAACAAUAGUGUGAAAAGCAGCGCAGCGAAUGUAUUUAAAAC